Messenger RNA from Schistocerca cancellata (South American locust), 1761 nucleotides. RefSeq names its product malate synthase-like. NCBI's taxonomy places the organism in Eukaryota, Metazoa, Arthropoda, Insecta, Orthoptera, Acrididae. The transcript is spliced from 10 exons. The coding region runs from base 23 to 1699 and encodes 558 amino acids. Gene Ontology annotation, cellular component: cytoplasm. Gene Ontology annotation, biological process: glyoxylate cycle. The record is from RefSeq and is a predicted model, not a curated record. Gene Ontology annotation, molecular function: malate synthase activity.
UCCAGUUUUUCGUGGGACCGCCAUGGCGGCAGACGCAGCCACUGUACGGCGCCUACGCGUCCUCUCCAGGGUCAUUGCUGGCGUCCGCAAGAACAACGCCAGUGCGAAGCCUCUCUGGAAUGUGGAGGUGGAAGCUGCGCCACCAGUCGCAGAAGAAGCUCACCGGAUCUUGCUGACAACGGCAGCUCUCUCCUUCGUUGCAGAUCUGACGCGCACUUUCGAGCAUGGCAUAGAGGAGCUCUACCGGCGGCGGGCGCAGAGCAAGUGCGAGUUCGUCGACGGCCGGCGGCUCCCAGCAUUCCGCCACGGGGACAACAGGGCCGCGUCCGGCGACUGGAGGGUAGCGCCGGUGCCCAGCAGGCUGACCAACCGUCGCGUCGACCUGGGCGAUGUCAGCCCUGCAGACAUCGAACACUUCAGGGCCGCUCUGAAAGCCGACGUACAGGGCAUCCAGGUGGACUUCGACGAUGGGCACUGCCCCACGUGGGGCAACCAGCUGACCGGCCUCUUGGCGGUGUACCGCGCCGUGCACGGUACGCUGGAGGGCACACCUCCCAUUGCCGAGUGCCCCGUGCUGAUGCUGCGGCCCAGGGCUUGGAACAUGUCAGAGCGCAACCUGCUGGUAGAUGGCAAAGAGGUGCCGGGAGCUGUUUUCGAUUUCGCUCUCUUGAUGUUUCACUGCGGUCACAUCCUCGCUGCGAAUCAGAGUGGACCAUUCUUCUAUCUGUCAAAAGUUGAAGGCGCUUUCGAAGCGCGGCUCUGGAACGAAAUAUUCGUAUGGGCCCAGGACGCUCUGGGAAUACCACGGGGUACCAUUAAAGCAUGUGUCUUAAUAGAAAAUAUUCUUUCGUCUUUCGAGAUGGAAGAAAUACUUUAUGAGUUGAGGGAGCACUCUCUAGGGCUGAAUUGCGGAAUAUGGGACUACGCUGCUUCAAUUAUAGCGAAAUUCGGUGAUCGCAAGGAGUUCGUCCUGCCUGACCGUAACAAGUACGUGAACAUGGAGAAACACUUCCUGGUGUCCUACAUGCGACUCGUGGUGCAGACCUGCCACAGAAGAGGCGCACACGCCACGGGAGGCAUGGCGGCGCUCGUAGUUGAAGGCGACGACAGCAAAGAGAAGCUCGUAGUGGACAAAGUUUGUCAAGCGAAACUGCAGGAGAUUCAACAUGGUGUAGACGGCUUCAUGGUAUAUGAUUUGCGGUUGGUUCCCUACGUGAAUCAGCUGUGGGAGCGCGCCGCUGGCGACGACAACCAAUUGUCGAUGGUCCACCCUGCCCUGGUGGUAUCUCGCGAGGACCUGCUGCAGAUGCCGGCCGGAGGGGUGACGGAGGAGGGCCUGCGCCACAACAUCGCAGUCGCCGUGCUCUUCGUCUUUCACUGGUUCAAAGGCCGAGGUCACUUCUUCUACAGGGGCUGCGUCGAGGACUCUGCCACCGCAGAAAUCUCUAGGUCGCAAGUCUGGCAGUGGAUACGACAUCAGGUCUGCAUGGAGAAGACGAACGUAAUGGUGACUAAGCAUCUAGUGAAGCAGCUGACAACGGAAUUCGUACAGCAGCACCCGUUCUGCAAGGCGGAUGUCACAAAGAUGCAAGCUGCUGCGGAAGUCUUUAUGGACAUUGUAACCAGACGAGAGUUCCCGGAUUUCAUUACUACUUACCUGAACCAAUGUCCUAUUUUCUGGCACUUUCAGAGAGUGUGAAUCUUCUGGCAAUAUGCUUCAUUCACAACUGGCAGUUACGACAUAAAAGAGCAUAAACGUUG